Bemisia tabaci is the source of this 1607-nucleotide messenger RNA. RefSeq lists its product as uncharacterized. NCBI's taxonomy places the organism in Eukaryota, Metazoa, Arthropoda, Insecta, Hemiptera, Aleyrodidae. The record is from RefSeq and is a predicted model, not a curated record.
AGUGCAUUUCAGUUCCUCGUUGCAUCUCGGCCCGGAUGCGGAGCCGGUCCUGAAAAGCCCGCCAAAGCGCGAAAAUUGCGAGUGCACCCUCGUGCUUUCGCCCGAGUCCGAUCGCGGCAAGUGGAAGUGAAAGUGAACCCCCCCCCCACACACACACACACGUUGCAAACGCUUAUGAGUUGACUAAAGGCGGAGUUCCCAUACCUUACCGAAGAAGCACCUCCUAAACGCGUUGCUCCAUAGAUGCCGGCCGGCAGAUGACCUCGUGAACGCAGCACGAGAACUCAUUGAGCUCCUGCACCAAGAUGACGUCAGGGGGCUUCGUGACGAGCCUCGUGCGGAACAUCGUGACGGCCAAGAAUGACGUCAUCAUCGACUCCUUCGAGGAGGCCAAACUCGGUGACACCGCCAAACACUACAUCUCCGUUCCAGUCAGUCUCACCGUCAAGGGCAGAUACAAACACAACGAUGCUCCGUUCGAGGUAUCCUUCUUCGCCAAGCGGCGUCUGGACAAUCCGUCCUUUUUGGAGGGCGGGCUGGCGCGCCUGUUCGGGAACGAGAAGUUCGUCUACGAACGCUUGCUCCCGGCCCUGGAACAAACGUCCGGGGAGGAACUACCACGGCCCACCUUCUACGGUGCCUCCGAAGAUUACCUCCUCCUCCAGAACCUCGUCACCUCCGGCUAUCAGACCGCUGACAUGUUCGCAGGGGCUGAUCUCGAGCUUACGCGACUCGUCCUUCAGAAACUGGCUUGCUACCACGCGUCCUCGCUGAAACUGAAACGCGAGAAGCCGGAGUCAUACGCGACCAUGACGAAAGCCAUGCCGGUCUCCUUCAUGCUCCAGUGGCUGGACACUUUCAGACAAUACUCGGACAGCACCAUCCUACCCGCGUUCGACGCUCUUGCGGCCGGUGGAUUGACGGAGAUAGCCGAGUAUAUUCGCGCCCACGACAUCUUCACAUUCGACGGAAUCCUCUCGUUCUUCAGUGCCCAGGCCCAGGACGAGGGGCUCAACUUGUUCAUCCACGGGGACACCAAACUCGAUAACAUGAUGUUCCUCUAUCGCAAUGAAGGCACCGGGUCCGGGAAGGUGGUCGACUUCAAGUUCAUCGACUUCCAAACGGUUCGCGAGUGCUCGAUCCUGGUCGACGUCCUCCUCUUCCUGGGGACAUCGGUCAACGUGGAGGUGUUCGCGUCCUCCCUGGACGACCUCCUCGAGUUCUACCUGGCCGAGUUCCUGUCCGCGUGCCAGCGGAUGCACAUCGCCCACCCGCCCACGCGCGAGGCAUUCCGCCGCGAGCUGCGCCGGAUCAGCGGCGGCGCCCUCCUCGCCAUCGCCUGGUACCUCCCCAUCCACACGAUGGACUUCAACAAGGACGUCGACUGGGGCUCCGUCGACAUCGAGGAGAUGAAGGAGAAGUUGGCGCAGGCCGACCGGACGCGGUUCAACGCCAAGUUCCAGGUGUACGCCGCGACCCUCGCCCAGUAUUUCAUGGACCGGUAGCGUAGAUGGGGUGGGUUCCCGAUUGAUGCACCGAAAAACAAGUGAAGUUGAUGUGGACUGCGUUAAGCAGAGAGGAAUCUAGCCACAUGAGCUAUUGCCAAA